AUGACUUCUAAAGAAGGAGAAUAUGUACCCUUCGGUGAAGACUAUAUCAUAGAAGGACCCGUUGAAACCUAUCUAGCAAACUUUGAAACUCACAUGCGCAAACAAAUGCGGGAUAUUCUAGAAGUAGCAAAAGGCACUUCAGAAAACUGGGAGGUUGAGAAACCGAGAGAGGAAUGGCUGCGUGAUUACUGCAGCCAAGUCUGCUUGGUAGCGAGCCAGAUCAUGUGGACAGAAGAAGUUGCACGUUGCUUUGAAGAGCUUGAAGGGGGUUCAGAGAACGCAAUGAAAGAUUAUAAAAAAGUUUAUGAUGAUAGAAUUGAUAAACUUAUUCGACAAGUUCAACAAGACCUAGAUAGAAAUCUACGCAUCAAAAUCAUCACUCUCAUCACCAUCGAUGUACACCUCAGAGAUGUUGUAGAAAGCUUCAUCACCAAAAAAAUCACAGAAGGUUAG
Messenger RNA from Eimeria mitis, 453 nucleotides. RefSeq lists its product as uncharacterized. The transcript has 3 exons. Lineage: Eukaryota; Apicomplexa; Conoidasida; Eucoccidiorida; Eimeriidae. Bases 1 to 453 code for a protein of 150 amino acids. The record is from RefSeq and is a predicted model, not a curated record.